Spodoptera littoralis (African cotton leafworm) is the source of this 2022-nucleotide messenger RNA. The record is from the annotation of a GenBank genome assembly. NCBI's taxonomy places the organism in Eukaryota, Metazoa, Arthropoda, Insecta, Lepidoptera, Noctuidae.
CCUCAGCCUGGCUCAGUUCGCGUCCCGCUAUUCCGCCGGUCGGUUGUGUGUAUCGUUCGUUCAAAUUAUUGCUACGAUCUUUUCAAACUUAGUGCUUGUUACAUCGACUUUUAUUCGUGUUAUCGGAGGCAUACCUAGCUCUUCAAAAUGAGGGGUUUGAAAGCCCUCAUACUUCUACACCUGGUGUACUUCUGUGGAUGCAUGGACCAGCUCCACAUAGUGUAUGAGUGGAAGCAGAUUGACUACGAGUUCCCCACUCCUGAGGCCAGGCAGCAGGCUCUGGAGACGAAGAACUUCAUCCCAGAGAAUAAUAUUCCCAUGGGACUGGAAAUCUAUGAGGAUAGACUGUUCAUCACUGUUCCUCGAUGGAAGUCCGGAGUACCUGCCAGUUUGAAUUACAUCAAUUUGAAAGAUAAUUCAACAACAUCACCGAAGUUGAUCCCGUACCCAAGUUGGGCAGCGCACUCUAUCGGCGAGGACGGCAAACCUCCAGAGAUCAUCUCCCCAUUCCGCGUGAGAGCUGACCGCUGCGGACGUCUCUGGGUCCUUGACAAUGGAAAAAUGGGCAACUUGGAGAAAAACACAACGAAAUACCCACCCUCGAUCAUUGUUUACGACUUGAAAACUGAUAACCUGUUGAGGAAAUACGUAUUCCCCGAAGACCAGGUCAAAGAAGACUCUGGUUUUGCCAAUAUAGCUGUUGAAGAUAUCGACUGUGAGAAUACUUACGCUUACGCUGGAGAUUUAGGCAAACCUGCCAUUGUUGUGUACUCCUGGGAGAAGAACGAGUCUUGGAGGAUCACCCAUCACUACUUCCACCCUGAUCCUUUAGCUUGUGACUUCAGUGUUAAAGGAUUCAAUUUCAGCUGGACUGAUGCGUUGUUCGGUCUCGGUCUCUCUGCUCCUAAUGCUGAGAACUACAGCACACUUUACUUCCACCCCAUGGCCAGCUACGAUGAAUUCUCCGUGUCAACCAAGUUUCUGAGGAACAAAACGCUUGCUGAUGAUAACUUCAGCGCUUUCAAUGUUUUGGGAAGUCGAGGGCCGAAUGCUCAGUCCAGUGUAUCUUUUGUUGACCAGAAAACUGGAGUCUUGUUCUAUUCUUUGGUAAACUUGAAUGCUGUUGCAUGCUGGAAGACUUCUAACAAAGAAUAUUUGAUGAAGAACCAAGGCAGGAUCUACAUGAACGAGGAGACCAUGGUAUACCCGACUGACAUUAAAGUUGAUUACAACGACAACUUGUGGAUUCUGUCCAACAAGAUGCCGAUUUGGAUGUACGGUAAACUAGACGCUAAUGAAGUUAACUUUAGGAUCUUUUCGGCUCCAGUUGUUGACGCGAUUAGUCAUACGGCUUGUGAUAUCACGGCGAGAUCCGACAUUUUGGACAAGUUCGUGAAUAAGAUCAAGAAUGCGACUAACUCGAUCGUAGCAAAGAUUAAGCCGAAUUCUGGUAAUGUGGCGUAUAAUCCCCUGGCAGUAGUGAGCAUACUGGUGUUCAGUUGGAUCAUUACCUUGACCCUGUAGACUGUAUCUGAUACAAAGUAAUGUCAGUAUCUACAGUUGCGUUGCUUUCACGAACAAGUUUCGUUUUGUACGUCAGUUAUAGACUUAUUAAGGGCACUAUCUGUAUCUUCCGUGGGAGAGGAAGCGAGACAUAAUUUAAGAUAUUUAAGGACUUAAUAUAAGGUUGUGAAACAAAGAUGAUAACUGGCGUCCAGAAUGUUAGAUUGCUUGUUGCUUUAUUUGUAGUGACAGGGGAGUGACCCAGUUCGUAUGCUAGUCGGAAGCGUUAGUAUUAUAGCCUAUUUAUUGAUAAGGUGCCUUGUGGUUUUAUUACAAGUUUAAACAUACAUUCCAAAAGAUUUGACUAAAUAUUUGCAUUGUAUGCGAGGCAGCAUAGCUGUUUAGUAGUGUAAAGCUUUUUAUAAGUAUUUGGGGAACACUUUCGUGUUGUAAUUGGGUACUUAUCAGUUAUAGUUAAGACCUCUGUAGUCUUCUAAUUUUAAUAUAUUAUGACACUCU